UGAGUAGCAGUUGACUGUGGGAGUCUUGCUGCGCUGCUCUGGUGUUACCCCUGAAAGAAAUUGUAUAAACCUUUGUGUAGAGAGACUCCGGUUAUAAACAGAAAAGGUCUACGUGAUUCUGGGUGUUUCCAAAGAAUUUUAGUGGUCAAAGUGCGCGAAUAAUGUGUGUGUUGAUGGUGUAGAGUCAGUUUAGUGGAGGGUAAGCAGUCGAUAUUAGCAUCAUGGAGGUGAUACAGACGUUGGAUCGUGACUGUUCUGCUCUGGCUGGUCUCUUCCAAAUGGUCAUCAACGACAUGAAGGGAAGCGGACCUAUGUGGGAGGACUUCCUGAGUCGUGCCAGCAAACUGCACCACGCCCUCAAGGCGACGCUAGCAGCACUCUCCAGCUUCCUGGAUGCCUUUCAGAAGAUUGCUGACGCUGCCACCAGCACACGAGGUGCUACUCGGGAGGUGGGAGCUGCACUUACAAGGAUCUGCCUUCGUCACAGAGCUGUGGAGUCCCGGGUCAAGACACUUACCAGUGCGCUGGUGGAGUGCGUGGUGGUGCCGCUACAGGAGAAGGUGGAGGAGUGGAGACGAUCACAACACACUUUCGACAAGGAGCACACUAAAGAGUACAAGAAGGCGCGGGCGGAGAUCAAGAAAAGAACUGAAAAUGCUGCCCGUCUCCAAAAGAAGGCCAGGAAGGCAGGUAGAAACUCAGAACUCAAUAAGGUGCUUGAGUCAACAGUGGUAGAGUUGCAGGCUCGCUAUGGUGCCCUGGAGGAGGUGGAGAGGUCAGCAGUGCGCCAGGCAUUGACAGAGGAGCGCUCCAGAUAUUGCGCCUUCGCCAAUGCUCUCCGGCCUGUCCUUGAUGAGGAGGUGGGGCUGGUGAGUGAGCUGGGUCACCUGCACGAGGUCAUGACCCAGCUGGAGAAGCACACUGCUGACCCCCACGUCCUCCCACCCGCCAGCGAACAGGUGCUAUUGGACAUAAAGGCUGGCGAGACUCAGUGGUCCUGGCAGACUCCGCCAUCAUCACCAUCUUCACUAGGGUCUCGGAAGUCGUCCAUGUGCUCUAUCUCUUCGCUCAACUCUUCAUCAUCAUCGUCCACACACUCUCCCUCGCAUCAUAACCGCACGCGCUCUGUCAGUCAGGGAACAAGGCUGGUGAGUGUGUCAUCGCAGGAUUCUGGCUUCACCUCUCAGGACACGCUGUGCCAUCCUUCACACCCUCACAACUCUGCUGCUCUACUCCACACACAAACGGCCUCAGGAUUGUCUGAGCAGUCGUGUGGGUCUGAGGGUAGCACACCAUCACCUGCAGUAUCUAAUGCAACUUGGCCCAACCUUACUGACCCAGCACUGCACCAUAAGGCUGCACCUCAUCUUUCAGACAGGCCACACACUAUCUCAUCUGCAUACGAGAAGGGGCGUGAUCGUCCUCCACUCACUGUAUACACAUUUCAACCUCCUGAAGGUCGUAGUGGUCCUGCAUCUCCCCAGAUCUGCUCCCAGCCAUGUAGUCCAGUCUGUCUUGAGCUUGAAAGUGGUUGUGUAAGUCCCCUGGUUGGCCUCACGGCAACCAUUUCUCGACGAUCCUCUCGCACUUCACUUCACCAUAAUCUUUCCUCGUCAAGCCAGGAAAGCCUCGCUCCUUCUGGCAAGCCCAAGCCUCCUGUGCCAAAUCGGUGCUCAUCACUUGAACGUCCAGCUCUGCCAGAAAAAAAGCCCACUAUUCGUAACCAACAGCCACAGCAGCAGCAACCACAACAGCAGCAGCCACUGCAGCAGCAGCCACUGCAGCAGCAGCCACUGCAGCAGCAGCCACUGCAGCAGCAGCCACAGCAGCAACAGCCACUGCCACAGCAGCCACAGCCACAGCAGCCACAGCCACAACAGCAGCAGCAGCAACAGUCACAGCCACAGUCACAGUCACAGCAGCAGCAACAACAACCACCACAACAGCAGCAGAUCCAGAAGCAGCAACAUCAGUCACAGCAGCAGCCAGCACAACCACAACAAGAGAUACAACAAAAUCAACCACAGCAGGAACAGACCCAGCCACCACGGGCAAUGUCACAAUAUGGCUCAAAUAAAAUGGUGCCCAUGGUACCAGAUUUCAACAUGGCAGCUCCUGAUAUGAUUGUGCCCCAGCCAGUGUAUAGUAAUAUGGCAGAACUGUGUGGUGGUGUAGUGAGUAGGAACUGUGGCACUGUUGGAGUUGAAACAGCAGAGACUGAUGGAUCUAACCUCUCCCUGGUAUCUAGCAGUGACACUGGAUCUCAGCAUAACUUGCCACAUGAAGUUUCUGCUGUGUCUGAUGAGUUUGAAGCAAGCAAGUACUGCACACUCCACCGUUACUCUGACCAACCUUUACAUCAUUACCAACCAGGAAGGGUGGUCCUUCGCAGACACCUCUCUCAAUCAGGUAUAGCUUCACCACGUAGUGGAACAUUGAGACGAUCUGGCUCUCACGGACAAAAACCUCCACCUCCUGUACGUCGAACUCCAUCUAUAUCGACUAUAACAUCAACAGUUCCUUCAGUUGCAUCACUGACUGAUGUAAACACAUCAUCUAGCACAAGUCUUAAUAACUCACCCACUCACCUGACUACCUCUGCAAGCACACUUGGCAGUAGCAGUAGUAUAAAUGGAAGUGUAAAUACUUGUGGGAGUGCAAGCCCUAGUCAGGGAAGCAGUAAUGGUAGCCCUCUUCAGCGUACAGACAGUGAGUCCAGCACACCUGUAGGGUCUUUGGAAAAUCUUCCACCUCCUCCAGCUUUCUUGCUGGAAGAUGGCACAGAAGAAACUAACCCUGCUCCUGAUCCAGAUCUCUCUACUCCAGAGGGAGUAAGAUAUAUUUGUGAACCAUUUGGUCCCCCAGCACCCAUCCAAGAUAAAUGUUUGCAGCAACGUGCAAUGACAGUGAGUGACACUGUAAAGACCUUACAGGAAAGUCAACAUCAGCCACCUUCUCCAGUAACUCACCACAGAUCACAGUCCUUGCGCUGCACUCAACCAGCACACAAAGCAGUCCAGAUACUGGAAGAACGUCGAGUUUCUCUAGAGGAUGCUAGAGCAUCCCUUAUGACUACCUUGAAUGCCAAACUUGCUGCCCAAAUCAAUAAUCAACAGCAUUCCAAACAAAUCCAGAAACAGUACCAACAAACAUCUAGGGAAGGCAGCCAGUCACCACGAAUGAGUCGUGCACGUUUAGGAUCAGUUCAAGAAGGCAUGACUAUGGAUAGUCCAUCUCAAUCUCCAGUACACUAUCCAACAAUGCAAAUAAGCAAACAAGAUCAUAUAUAUUUAAAUAAACAUCAGCAUAUGCAGUACCAGUCACCUCUAUAUCAACAUUCAACAUUUAGUCAACCUAACUUGCACCAGUUACAACAACAACCACUUCAAAAACAAAUAAAUACUUAUGAUGAUAUACAGAGCAUUGUUUACCAGCCAGGUAUAGGGAUGAAUAAAGACCCGAAUCAACAAGCAUUUCUCCAGUCAUUAAACGAAAAGCUCUCUCAGCGGCAACAAGGUGUAGAAAGUAUGACUUCCUCUGGUUCACCGCGACUUCGUUCAAGAAGAAAUCCUUCAGCCAACUUAAAACCUCAUCCAAAUGGAAGUGCUCCAGGUGCUCAGGUUCAACGCUCAGGAUCAGGAGCCAGUGAAAAGGCUUCGAAAGUACGUCAGUGGAUUGCAAGCAAAACUAUGGGUAAUGAGAAGAAAAGUAGUGCAGAAUCGGCUGCUCUCCGUGAGUCACUUUUAGAUCAGAUAAAGCGUGGAACUACACUGAGGAGAGCCAAACAUGUAGCUGACAGGUCAGCACCUAAAGUUUCUUGACUUAAUGUGACAUGACUUUUUAAAAAGGUAUGAUGAAGAAAGCUUGAAUAUUAGUGAAAGAAAAAACCUAUAGAUUUUAUGAUCACUGUCCAAUAACCUUGUAGUCAUGUCUGAUGUACAUAGCUAAACAAUUAAUUAUUAUUUCCUUAUAGCUUGGAACAAGACUACAGUCAUUAGAAUUUGCUACUAAUAAAGGAAAGAUGGAUUUUUUUAUUUAAAUGGUGAAAUGUGUUUUAACCCUAAAUGAUGUAAAUGAUCAAAUAUUAGGAAUUUCACUAUUAUAGGGGAAAAGCUAAAUAUUCGUAAAAUAUGCAAAUACUAUACUGAGCUAACAGGUUACAUUCAGUUCUGGUACAGGUACACCAGUUUUGUACCCAACUGUAGACUUGCUUUUUUAUGCUUUUAGUUUUACAUGAUUGGUUAUUGAAUUGUUGGUGUGAAAGUGACUUUUAAAGUAAAAAAUAAAGACCAUGUAUAAAAUAUACUGUGUGUGUGUAUAUAUAUAAAGAUGUAGAGCUAAGGUAUCACAUAUAAUGCUCUAUAUAUAUAUAUAUAUAUAUGGAGAGAGAGAGAAUUGGUCAUACAAAGCAUAUUACACCCCUCUUAACUCGAGAAAAUGAGCUUUACACCUUUUACUAAUUACUGACCAUCACAAAUACUUUAAAAAAAUUGGAUGGUUUAGUCAGAAAUGUCACUGACAAAGUUAGUAGUGGUGAAAUAAUUAUCAUCUAAUAUUCUUCAGUUUGCUAAUGUUCAUUUCCUAUAUGAAGCACUGUAUAUAAUUUUAUUUGUUUAAUAAAGAGUAAAAAUCCUGAUUUUUAAGAAAUGCUGCUAUGCAAAUAGCACCUGUGGCUAGGUCUGCCAGCUAAAAUGUGGAGAUAACUACUGCCAUGAACACUGUAUGCAACUAUACUUUUCCUUGUGUGUCUUCCCCUUAAUAAUAAUUCCCCUCCUUCUUGCUACCCAAUACCCCUGCACCCUUCCCUGCCCUGCUAUGCUGUAUGACCCUUGUAGGUUUAGUACGUCUUUUAGAUUAUAAUAAAAAUAAUUGUCUUCACAUGCAAACAUCAGUAUUUCAACUAAAUCACCCUAGUCCAUGCUUGCUUGUUUUUUUUUUAUUAUUAUUUUGUUAACUCGGGAUGCAACAUACUUCUUUAGCCUUUAUUUAGCCCUUUUGCUUUAUAUUUUUCAAUUACAUUAAAGGACUGAGGCCAUUAUUUUUUAACUAUAUAUGGAGCACUUAACUGUGUGUGUUUAUGGUUAUCAAGAUUAGAUACUUUCCAGCUACAAGUGAUAAGUUUAGCUGCUUCAUUUUUAAAAACUUCGGCCCAAUAGUCUCAAAGAAUUUAUACAGUUUUGUUAAUGGAGCAUUGUGUAUGUACAUACAUUAUUUUACUUUGUAUAAUCAGCAAUGUAUUACUAAAAAAAAAAAAAAAAAAAAAAGCGCUGUAUGACCCUUCUAGGUUUAGCACUCUUUGAUAAUUACUAAAAAUUAUAUUUGUUUACCUCAAAUUUAUUUUUGCAAGCAAGGAAUAGGCAUAUCUUACAUAUUUGAAAAAAGUUUUUAUUUACAAAUGCUCUAGUGUAAUGAUUGUUUAUACUAGCCUGGGAAGAUUUUGCCUAAACUGUGUAACAUUCUGUGCUUACAGAUAUAUCGUUGAAGAUUGUGGCAGAUAUUUAUAUUGACGAUUAACAUUUAUUCUUCGCAUUGUUUCUUUGGGUAAUGCAAGUGAUAUGCUUCACAGCAACAGUACUAACUUAGUUCAUAAAAAUUUUCUUUCAGUAUGGUUGCUUUAUUUAGUUCUUUUUCAAAGCUGUAGGGAACAUUUUCUUAUGUUUAACCCUUAAACUAUCCAAAUGUAGAUCUAUGUUUGCAUGCAGAGCACUCCGAAUGUAGAUCUACAUUUUAUUUUACAUACUUUCAAAUGUAAAAAAAAAAUCUAGAUCUACGUUCGAAGCGCUACGCAUGUGAACGUAGAUCUACGUUUGGACAGUUUAAGAGUUAAAUGCUAUCAUGUAUUUCAUAUAAUAUUUGAUUAGAAAAAAAAUCAGAUUAUUAAUAUUAAGAUGUAUAAAAUAAUUCUAAAUUAUUACUCUAGUCACAUAACACUCAAGAUAAAUGUGGAAUAUAUGUCUUAAAAUUUAAUUAUAAGAUACUGUGCAUGGAAAUCUAAGUUUACUUUCUGCUGUAAAUAUCAGAGGACAUAUCAUAUUACAAUAAUUCUCAAGAUUAUUAUUGUAAAAUAACAUGAAAAUUAUAAAUUUAGCUUUAAGUUUACUAUUCAGUCACUUUUCCAGUAGGUGGGCCAUUUUUACUAAUAACUGGUUGGAGAACCAUAUUAAAGGGAAUAAAGGUUAGUAAUAGAUAAAUAUGCUCAUUUCUCCACAGCUCCAUAGUUUUUAUGGCUAUGGCUUUAAGUUUGGUUGGAGGCACAAGGGUUUGUUUCUUUUCUAAUAAUCAACUUUAUGAUAUUCGAGGGUUGUUAUAGUGAGAAUUUUUUCUGGUAGAUAUUUUGUAAAGGAUAAUUUGUAAACCAAACUUUUGCUGAAGCUUCAGAAAAUUUUUCAUACGCGAAAAUUAACUGAAGCAGCUUUUAAAUUUUAAUAUUGCCAUCAAUGAUAGCUAAUAUUACAACAAUUGUCAGGUGUGUUAGUGCCUUUCCUUUUGUAGUUCAUUGCGUCCAUAAAUAUCAAAUACUAUUUGCCCAACACUUUAGUGAGAGUAAAUCAGUUUUGUACAGAUAUGGAACUAGCAAAUUUUCAACUUGACUCAAAAUUAGUCAUAACCCAAAACUAAACCAAAUUCCUUCCAUGAAAUGUGAUUUUUUGGUUAAUCAUCCUUCAUUUAUGUCCUCUAUAUUUAUGAAAACUACCACCACACUCAGAAUAUAAAUGUUCUCUGCUCUUGUCAGUAAUUUUAGUAACAACACUAUAACUCCUUCAAGUAUCAUAUACAGUGUAUCAAAGAUCAACACGGGAACAAGCAACUUUGGUGUUUGGUCUAACACUGCAGUCUAUCCUAAGCUUAAGAAAAUGGUGCAGUAAACAUAACUCAACUCAGAAAAUGAUUGUAAAAGUAAAGCUGAGAUUUCUACCUUGGCAGAGAACACUACUGUGGCUGUUCCACAUUGGAGUCGAUAACUAAUAAUACCCCAUACCUGGAGACCCAGUCCAGUGCCUGUUUGUAUGAUGAGCUCACUUUACCUACGUCUAAGACUGUCAUAUAUAUAGUGAUUGCUACUUUCCUAUAACAUCAGUAGGAUAAUUUCUUUUAUAUGACAAUAAUUAGUUUGCGGGAAGAUUUUUGUCAUGUGUUGUGUAUAAAUAUGUCAUAGAUAAUGAUUAACCAUAAUAAAAGUGAAUAAAC
Messenger RNA from Cherax quadricarinatus, 7188 nucleotides. It is a transcript of the gene mim, whose product is annotated as missing-in-metastasis. Gene Ontology annotation, cellular component: actin cytoskeleton; cytoplasmic side of plasma membrane. Gene Ontology annotation, biological process: plasma membrane organization; cell projection assembly. The record is from RefSeq and is a predicted model, not a curated record. Gene Ontology annotation, molecular function: phospholipid binding; actin binding. NCBI's taxonomy places the organism in Eukaryota, Metazoa, Arthropoda, Malacostraca, Decapoda, Parastacidae.